AUGGCUUCAUCAGCUUCCGAAGGAAAACAUGAUGAUCUCUGUCUAGCAUGUGGAAAGGUGGAAUCCGACGACGUCGAUUGGGUCCAAUGCAAGAAUUGUGAGCGGUGGGCACACUUUUCAUGCGUUAACGUAGACGAGAAGAUAGUCGAAGUGGAUUGGCUUUGCCCACAAUGCGUCCCUAAUGUCCAGUCGUUAUCCGUUCCGAAGCAGUCGAAGAAGAGUUCGAAAAAGAUCUCGAAAAGUGACGUUGGUUCUCAUCGUGGAACUGGUUCUGUCCUAAAUCUUACUGAGCAGCAGUUAGAGGAAGAACAGCUCGCACGUGAAACGGAAUUCGCGAAGCAGAUGGAGAUUCGAAGGAAGCGAAUUGCGCUUGAAAUGGCUUGGAACGAGAAACAGAUGGAACAAGAACGAGAGAUUCGAAAAAUGGAAUUGCAGGCUCGGCGCGAAAUGCAAAAUCGGCAGCUAAUGGAAGAAAACCAAAUGUUGGAAGCUCAGUUGGCGGAUGAGCAGAAUUUUAUAAAACAACGUGAUGAAAUUCGGGCUAAAAUGAACAGAAGUAUCCAAAACGUCAGAACGGAAUUAAAAAACGCAAACGGUGUUGGAAGAACGUUAGAGCCGGAGAAAACAAAAACGGUAAAUGACUGGUUGAAAAGACAAGAUAGCUGCGAUAAUCAAGAGCAUGGAAGAAGCGAAAAUGUAGUGGGAAUGGGAACUUCGAAUAGAAUAAAUGAAAUCGUUGAAGGUCCCGCCUCACUUGCUAGUGGAGAAGCUGAACGCGAAUCUGACUUUGGUGAUGCAAACUCGAAUGUUCGAAUAAAUACCCUUCCAGCUAACAGAUUCGGUGAAGGAACGGUGAACCAGGUUGCUAGGCUCACUCCGGAUCAAUUAGCGACUCGCAAGGCUAUUUGCAAUAGCUUACCCAAGUUUAAUGGAGAUGCUCAAAUCUGGCCACUUUUUAUCAGUAGCUAUGAUCAUUCGACUGCAGCUUGCGGGUACAACAAUUUAGAAAACCUUAAGCGCUUGCAAGAUAGCCUUGAAGGUGAUGCUUUGAACGCAGUUCGCAGUAUGUUAGUGCUUCCAGACUCAGUACCAGAAGUUAUUGAGGAUUUACGUAGGCUUUUCGGGCAACCGGAAAAGUUAAUGAGGACGUUGUUUGAAAAAGUAAAACACGCUCCAGCUCCAAAAGCCGAUAGAUUAGGCACGUUUAUUUCAUUCGGCAUCACAGUGAAACAGCUUUGCGACCAUCUAGAGGCUGCGCGAUUGAAUGACCAUUUAAAUAACCCUAUGAUGGUGCAAGAGCUAGUGGACAAGCUACCGCCAAGCUACAAGCUGGAAUGGGUCAGAUUUAAACGAGGAAGAGAAGGCACGCCUUUAAGAAAAUUCACUAAUUUCAUCACCGAGAUCGUUGCGGAUGUAUCCGAAGUGGCAGAUUUCUCCGUGGCCGAAAAGGACCAAAUGCGACCUGCCAGGACAAGCCCGAGUAAAAAGGAGUAUGUACAUUUACAUGAUUCAGGGCCAGAGCGAAGCGCCACUUCACAAGGCGGAACAUUCAGCAAGGCGUGUUGGAUUUGCAAUAGAACGGAUCACAUGAUCAAAUUCUGUGACGACUUCAAGAAAAUGAACCUAGCGGAUCGCUUGAAAGCGGUCGAACGAGAAAAGUUGUGCGGUAUUUGUCUGAACAAACACGGUAGCCACCGGUGUAAUUCUAAGAUUCGCUGUAAUAUCAAGAAUUGUAGAGGAAACCACCAUCCUCUUUUGCAUCGCGCAGAAGGGACGGUCCAGAUGCAGAAGGUCGUAUGCAACACGCACGAUGAAGGAAGAACAGUAAUUUUCCGCGUAGUACCAGUAACGCUGCACGCUGGAAAUAACAGAUUUGAUACACUAGCUUUUCUUGACGAGGGAUCGUCCACGACUCUUGUGGAUGAAAUAGUAGCGAAUCACCUACAAGUGACCGGCAAAUCUGAGCCGCUUAUUGUUACGUGGACUGGAAACGUUAACCGUUUUGAAAAUAGUUCACGAAAGAUAGAAAUUUCAUUAUCAGCGAGAGGUUCAAAGCGAAUGUUCCCAUUAGCAAAUGUACGAACGGUUGCGAAACUAGACUUGCCGAAACAGGAGCUGCGAUUUUCACAAAUAGCGGGCAAAUAUAAGCAUUUGGAAGGUGUACCCGUGCUAGAUUAUCCGUUGGAACAACCGACAAUUCUCAUUGGGUUAGACAAUGUACAUUUAUUUGCACCACUAGAAUCGCGGGUUGGUGCAAAGAAUGAACCGAUUGCUGUACGUACGAAAAUGGGUUGGACCAUCUAUGGGCCAGAGAAGAAUAAGGCGGGGCCGAAGGCCUAUUUGAAUCUACACUCGACUUUACCAGUCAGUAACCAACAAUUGCACGAUAUGCUGCAGACCCAGUACGUGCUGGAUGAAACCGGUGUGUCGUGUUUCGCUAUCCCUGAGCCGAAGGAAGAUAUGCGAGCGAAGGAUAUUCUCAAAACGACGACGAAGCGAGUGGGAAAGCAUUUCGAAACCGGGUUAUUAUGGCGCGAGGAUAAACGACGUUUUCCGGAUAAUUAUUCAAUGGCUGUGCGCAGAAUGCAAGCCCUGGAACGUAAGCUAAGCAAAACCCCAGCGUUGAAACAGAACGUGUGUCAGCAAAUUGUGGAUUACCAAGUCAAGGGAUAUGCGCAUAAAGCGACGGAAUCAGAGCUCACUGAAACGCCGCCUGAGGCUGUAUGGUAUUUACCGCUAAAUGUUGUUGUGAACCCACGGAAGCCUGAAAAGGUGCGCCUAGUAUGGGACGCGGCUGCAUCGAUUGGUGGUAUUUCCCUUAACUCGGAGCUUAUAAAAGGGCCGGAUAUGCUUGUGCCACUCCCCAGGGUGAUAUGUCACUUCCGAGAACGUCCUGUCGCAUUCGGAGGUGACAUUAAAGAAAUGUAUCACCAGAUACUAAUUCGACAGGAGGAUAAGCAAGCGCAGCGUUUUCUAUUCAGAGCGAGCUCGGCAGAGGCCCCGCAGGUAUAUAUUAUGGAUGUGGCCACCUUCGGGUCCACCUGUUCGCCUUGCCAGGCACAAUAUGUAAAAAAUCGGAACGCGGAAUCAUUCGCGGAAAAUUACCCAGAAGCAGUGGAAGCGAUUAUCAGUCGGCACUAUGUUGACGACUAUUAUGACAGCGUUAACACCACGGAAGAGGCAAUCAAAAGGGCCGAAGAAGUUAAAUAUAUUCAUUCGCAGGCUGGGUUUCAUAUUAGAAACUGGGUUUCAAACUCAGCUGUGUUUCUAGAGCAUUUUGGCGAGGGGAUUGCGGAUUCGACUGUGCAUUUCAACCGGGACAAAGGUACUGAAUAUGAACGCGUGCUUGGCGUCGUUUGGGAGUCGACUGAGGAUGUUUUCUGUUUCGCAUCAGCCUCGAAGACAGAGUUUUCCGAGAUUCUACAGGGAAAUGAAUGUCCUACAAAAAGAAUGGUUCUUAGCUUCGUGAUGGCGCAAUUCGACCCGGCGGGCUUCCUGGCGCCGCUCGUUGUUCGGGGGAAGAUGCUAGUACAGGAUUUAUGGAGAUCUGGCUGCGAAUGGGACGACCGCAUUGAUGAUGUUUCAUUCAAAAAAUGGAUGCGGUGGACGCAACUUAUGCGUCAGGUUGAAUUAAUCAAAAUUCCACGAAGCUAUUUUGGCAACGCAAUGUCGCACGAGAUACAGGAUCUACAGCUGCAUAUUUUUGCAGACGCCAGUGAGACCGCAUACGGUUGUGUGGCCUACUUUCGGGCGAUUAUACGAGAGCGGGUAAGCUGCGCAUUAGUCAUGAGUCGCUCGAAAGUGGCUCCAUUAAAGCAAAUAUCAAUUCCUCGCCUCGAACUUUUGGCUGCGGUUCUAGCCGCACGGCUUCAGCGAACGGUGGUUGAGAACCAUACGUUCACUAUAAACAAAGUGGUCUACUGGAUCGAUGCAAAUGUAGUUCUAUCGUGGAUUAGAUCCGACCAGCGCAGAUACAAGCCAUUUGUAGGAUUUCGGAUUGGCGAGAUUCUUAGCUUAACGAAACUGGACGGGUGGCGGUGGGUGCCCACCAGGCUUAAUGUUGCCGACACACUGACGAAGUGGGACUGUGAUUUGGAGUUUCAUUCUGAUAGUUCAUGGGUGCACGGUCCAGCCUUUCUGUAUAAGAAAGAAAGCGAGUGGCCACAACGACAAUUACCGCCAGCAAACACGACAGAAGAGCUGCGUGUACAUUUAUUGUUGCACAACGUGGUUGUGCCCGAAGAUAUCAUUAAUGCAAAUAACAUAUCCAAAUGGCCGGUUUUAGUACGCGCUGUAGCUUCCGCUUUACGAUUCAUAUCGAAUUGCAAACGAAAGAGCAAAGGCCUUCCAAUCGAACUAUUAAAGGCGACUAACAAUCAAGCGAAAUUGUUGCAAUUUGCGGUUGCGGGCAGAGUACAUGUCCCGUUACAGCAAAGUGAGUACCAGAAGGCAGAAGAGGUUCUACUAAAAAUGGCUCAGACACAAUGUUUUAUCGACGAGCUGAAAGUGCUGAAAAGAAAUAAAGAGUUUCCCGUCGAUCAGUGGCUUGCAUUCGAGAGGAGUAGUCCAUUACAUAAGUUAACUCCAAUGUUAGACGAAAUCGGUUUGAUACGAAUGGAAGGCCGAUCUGCGCCUCACAUGGGAGGCGUCUGGGAGCGUCUUGUUCGCUCGGUAAAGGAAAUUUUAAAGACUCUCGACGACGGAAAACAGUUAACCGAUGAAAUAUUAUGGACUGCUUUAGCGGAAGCAGAGGAUAUAAUAAAUUCACGCCCGCUUACCUUCAUUCGAUCGACCGGUAAGUCAACCAAUAUCUUCAUCACCACAUCCAGCAAGCACGUUGCGGGAUGCUUUCCAACGGUCUCAGGAGUUAGUAUGUAUGAUAUGGAAACGUUGGAUCAGCGAGUACGUUCCGUCCUUGAACCAAAGGUCGAAAUGGUUUAA
Molecule: messenger RNA, 4941 nt
Organism: Sabethes cyaneus
Lineage: Eukaryota; Metazoa; Arthropoda; Insecta; Diptera; Culicidae
Exons: 3
Coding region: 1-4941 (1646 amino acids)
Molecular function (GO): nucleic acid binding
Source: RefSeq, a predicted model, not a curated record